Messenger RNA from Sesamum indicum (sesame), 1059 nucleotides. RefSeq names its product large ribosomal subunit protein eL8y. Gene Ontology annotation, cellular component: ribonucleoprotein complex. The record is from RefSeq and is a predicted model, not a curated record. Lineage: Eukaryota; Viridiplantae; Streptophyta; Magnoliopsida; Lamiales; Pedaliaceae. Gene Ontology annotation, molecular function: RNA binding. Gene Ontology annotation, biological process: ribosome biogenesis.
GUAGUAUAUAACCCUAGCUUCCCACCUUCCUCUUUCUAUAGGUGCGGUUUAAUAUUAGGGUUUCCCAGCCGUUCUCAGACCCUCACUCUGUUCCUCACAGCGAAAGGGAAAAAUGGCUCCAAAGAAGGGCGCAAAGCUGCCGGCUGCAGCCAAGAAGAAGGUGGAGAAAGUCGUAAACCCUCUGUUCGAGAAAAGGCCCAAGCAGUUUGGGAUUGGAGGUGCGCUUCCGCCGAAGAAGGAUCUUCACCGCUUUGUGAAAUGGCCGCAAGUUGUGAGAAUUCAGAGAAAAAAGAUGAUCUUGAAGCAGCGAUUGAAGGUUCCUCCGCCGAUUCAUCAGUUCUCCAAAACCCUAGACAAGAACCUCGCAACCAGCCUUUUCAAGAUGCUUCUCAAAUACAGGCCUGAGGAUAGAGCUCAAAAGAAAGAGCGUCUUUUGAAAAGAGCUCAGGCUGAGGCUGAAGGGAAAACUCCUGAGAGUAAGAAGCCUAUUGUGGUGAAAUAUGGCCUCAACCAUGUGACCUAUCUCAUUGAGCAGAACAAAGCCCAAUUGGUUGUGAUUGCCCAUGAUGUGGAUCCUAUUGAGUUAGUUGUGUGGCUCCCUGCACUAUGCAGGAAAAUGGAGAUCCCAUACUGUAUUGUGAAGGGGAAAGCUAGACUAGGGACAAUUGUCCACAAGAAGACUGCCUCAGUUUUAUGCUUGACCUCUGUAAAGAAUGAAGAUAAGUUGGAGUUCAGCAAGAUCCUGGAGGCCAUCAAGGCCAAUUUCAAUGAUAAAUAUGAUGAGACCAGGAAGAAGUGGGGUGGUGGUGUGAUGGGCUCGAAGUCUCAGGCCAAGACAAAGGCUAAAGAGAGGCUCCUCGCUAAGGAAGCUGCCCAGAGGAUGACAUAAGUUCUGAUUAUAUUUGUCUAUUAGUGAUAGAACCUAAUGAGGGGAACUUUUAUGUGCACUUGUUUUAUGCAGGUUCAGAUUAGACAUGAAUUUUGUUUCAUUUGAGAAUUGCCUUUUUGUUGGAAUAUCAGUUGCAAGAGACUAUAUGAAAGUGCAUUUAAGCUGUUGCA